Messenger RNA from Psammomys obesus (fat sand rat), 1160 nucleotides. Its product is annotated as palmitoyltransferase ZDHHC11-like. Gene Ontology annotation, biological process: protein targeting to membrane; peptidyl-L-cysteine S-palmitoylation. Gene Ontology annotation, molecular function: protein-cysteine S-palmitoyltransferase activity. The transcript is spliced from 9 exons. Gene Ontology annotation, cellular component: endoplasmic reticulum; Golgi apparatus. NCBI's taxonomy places the organism in Eukaryota, Metazoa, Chordata, Mammalia, Rodentia, Muridae. The record is from RefSeq and is a predicted model, not a curated record. Bases 1 to 1095 code for a protein of 364 amino acids.
AUGGUAUUGCAGGCCACUCAUUCUAUGCCCAGAGACAGACAGCUUUGUGCCCUUUUUAUCUCUCAGAUGAACAUCUGUGGCAUGAAACAGAACCGGGUCCUCCCAGAAGCCCAGGCCAACAAUGUGAAGAAGAUCCUACCACGCCCUCUGUCUAGGGUGAAUGGCUGGUCACCACCCCUCCAUUCAUUCCAGGCAAUAUCCUGGACCACCUACCUGGCCAUGUCCAUUGUCACCUUUGGGAUCUUCAUCCCCUUUCUACCAACUAGCUGGAAAUGUGCUGCCUAUGCUGUGAUGGGUGGGGUGUUCAUAUUCCACCUCUUCGUGCACUUGGUCGCAAUUACCAUCGAUCCAGCUGACACCAAUGUCCGACUCAAAAAGGACUACUCGGAGCCUGUGCCGACCUUCGACCGGUCCAAACACGCACAUGUGAUUCAGAACCAGUAUUGCCACCUGUGUGAGGUUACUGUGAGCAAGAAAGCCAAACAUUGCAGCUCCUGCAACAAAUGUGUCUCUGGCUUUGACCACCACUGCAAAUGGCUGAACAACUGUGUGGGCAGCAGAAACUACCGGUUCUUCUUCUGCUCUGUUGCCUCAGCUGCAGUUGGGCUUCUUGGUGUGAUGGUUAUCUUGUUGUAUGUCUUGAUCCAGUACUCUAUCAACCCCAAGGAGCUUCACACCGACCCCCUGUAUAAAGAGAUCAGCUCUGAGAACAUAUGGCUGCUGUUCCUCCCACUGUGCCCUGUGCCUGUGAAGACCCCCGUGGUCCUUUCCAUCGUGGUGUUGGUACUGCUGCUAGCCAUUGCCAGCUUUGUGCUGCUCGGGCACCUGCUCAUCUUCCACUUGUACCUGAUCGCCAAGAACCUGAGCACAUUUGACUACAUGAUGCAGACCCGAUUCCAGAAGAUUCCACAUUCCUCAGAGAAGAAGGAGCUGCCUCUGCGGAAGAAAGCGAGCCUUCCUCAGGAAAAGAGUAACAACACAAGCUGGUCUCAGUCCUCACCCAGAGUGGAGUCCCAGAAGUUCCUGCUGUCUACUCUUCCACAGCAGUCAAAUGCGUGUUUCCUGGCUACAGAUCCAAAGACUCCUCCACAGUAAAGUGACAAGGAUGAGCCUCUCUCAGGAUGGACGGUAUCAAGCCGUCGGCCCAAGAUCAUGAGGAG